GGUCCGUAACAUGUUUUCGAGAACCAUUCUUCAACGGUUGUUAGUGAUCAGUGUCUUUUACCUGGUGUUCGUUGGAGUUGAUCCAACAAGGGCCUAUGACAACGAAGAUGAUGAGCGAAUCGUUGGGGGCGUCCAGAUGGACAUCGAGGAUGUGCCCUACCAGGCGUCGCUGCACAUGGACGGCAGUAUUUUCUGUGGAGGAUCCGUUUUGCGGCCGCACAUCAUCUUGACGGCUUCACAUUGCUUCGUAGGAGUCUCAAGCGCCAGGGGGAUGACCGUCCGGGCUGGAUCAAGCUAUCCGAAUAAGGGAGGCCAAGUGCUAAGAGUGAAGCAAUUCAUUCGGCAUCCCCAAUUUUCGAAGGACACACUAGACUUUGACGUGGCCAUUGUCUACAUGGAAGGAUCGUUCAGAGAUCCGGCCAUUAAGCAGAUUAAGCUUUCAUCGAGCUGGUCUAAUUACAAUGCCGACCGCAUGGGAACGGUCAGCGGUUUUGGAAUGAUCCGGAACAACGGUGAGCUGGCCACGCACCUGCUGGGCGUCAAUGUGCCAAUCAUUGACUGGAAUCGCUGUGAGCGGAUCUACAGGAGCAAGAGCUUCUCGCGGCGUAUGUUCUGUGCCGGCUAUCCCGGUGGCAAGAAGGAUGCCUGCACCGGAGAUUCCGGUGGUCCGUUCGUCUUGAACCGAGAGCUGGUCGGAAUCGUGUCCUGGGGAGUCGGAUGUGCCGACGGCAGGUACCCCGGAGUGUACACCAACGUGCUGGAGGUCAAGGAUUGGAUCAAAAGUCACAUAAAAUAAGCUGGGACCCCCUCGGGUUGAUGGGAGGUUAAUUGAGGGGUUUUUUGAGGUUGUCCCCUUUAACCGUACCACAGAGCUUUUUGAACUACAAUAAAGAACUUUAGUCAAUGUUUGCAGGCCAGUAA
Uranotaenia lowii is the source of this 921-nucleotide messenger RNA. RefSeq names its product trypsin 3A1-like. Gene Ontology annotation, biological process: proteolysis. The record is from RefSeq and is a predicted model, not a curated record. Bases 11 to 796 code for a protein of 261 amino acids. Lineage: Eukaryota; Metazoa; Arthropoda; Insecta; Diptera; Culicidae. Gene Ontology annotation, molecular function: serine-type endopeptidase activity. The transcript has 3 exons.